Colletotrichum chrysophilum is the source of this 1353-nucleotide messenger RNA. RefSeq lists its product as uncharacterized. Lineage: Eukaryota; Fungi; Ascomycota; Sordariomycetes; Glomerellales; Glomerellaceae. The transcript is spliced from 4 exons. Gene Ontology annotation, molecular function: heme binding; iron ion binding; oxidoreductase activity, acting on paired donors, with incorporation or reduction of molecular oxygen. The record is from RefSeq and is a predicted model, not a curated record. Bases 1 to 1353 code for a protein of 450 amino acids.
AUGAAGAAGCUCCAUGAUAAAUAUGGCCCGAUCGUACGCCUAGGCCCCAAUCUACUAGAUAUCGACAUUCCCGAGUUGAUCAAGAUUCUGUAUGGCACGGAUGGAAAAUGGUCUAAGUCCGACUUGUACAAGAACAGCAGCUCCAUCAUCAACGGAAAGAUCACAUAUCACAUGUUCUCAGAGACGAACAAUGUCGAGCACGCGCGGAUGAAGAGGCCUGUGGUGCGGCAUUACUCCGUACCCAGCGUCCUCGCCAUGGAACCGCAUAUGGACAGGUGCAUCGACGAGUUCUGCGACCACCUGCAAAAGCGCUUCGUAAACACCGGCGAAGCUUGCGUUUUUGGCGACUGGCUGGCUUUCUUCGCAUGGGAUUUUCUUGGUGCCGUCACGUUCAGCAAGAAGUUCGGAUACAUGGACGAGGGCCGCGACUUCGAUGGCACGCUUGCGGUGGGAGACCAGUCUAUUGACUAUCUCGGCCUCUGCGGGCAGAUGCCUUGGAUGGACUACUGGCUGGACAAGAACCCCGUUUACCCACUCGGGCCUCCUAAUUUAUCGAACGUCACAAGAAUCGCUGUGGAGCAUUUAGCUGCCCGGCUCAAGGGUGAGGACAAGAAUUUUAUUCCCGAAAAGCCCGACUUCCUGCAGUAUUUUGUCGACUCGAAGGGCACCCAUCCCGAUAUCGUGGAUGAGGGAACAAUCAUCGGAUACCUCCUCCUGAACCUCAUCGCUGGAGCCGACACUACAGCAAUCACAAUGCGUGCCCUCUUCUACUACUGCCUCAAGAACCCUCGCAUCUGGAAACGCCUUGAGGAAGAAGUCGUCACCAACAUCCCCGCCGACAAACCCGCCCCUCACGCCGCCGCCCGCGCUCUGCCCUACCUCGAAGCCGUCUGCCGCGAGACGCUGCGCUUCCACCCCGCCGUCUCCAUGACCAUGGAACGCAUUGUCCCGCAAACCGGCCUCGCCCUCCCAGACGGCUCCGUCGUGCCCGGCGGCUCGCUCAUAGGCAUGAACCCCUACAUCGUCGGUCGUAACAAGGAUGUCUACGGAGCUGAUGCGGACGAGUACCGCCCCGAACGGUGGCUACAGCAGGACGGGGAAGACGACGAGGCGUACAAGCUCCGGAUGAGACAGUGGAAUGCCACGGACAUUGUGUUUGGCGGCGGGUCGCGCAUCUGCUUGGGCAGGAAUCUGAGUCUGAUGGAGAUUUACAAGGUUGUCCCGUCGCUGAUUGCGAGGUUCGAGAUUGAGUUGGUGGACCCGAAUGAGAAGUGGUGGACGAGCUCGCGGUGGUUUUACAGGACUCAGGGGGUGGUUUGCAAGUUGAAGAAGAGGGCGCCGAGCACUGCCUGA